AGAGCUAAAGCCCCCAAGUCCCAACAACCCCUCUCUCAUGCCCAUUGUUUCUCCAGAUCUUUCUUAUCUAUAAGGAUUUUUGAAGUCCCAAAUUUUAUCAAUGGUUUAUAGAAAAACAAUGUUCCCUUAUCUUUUAUUGCUGCUGUUAGCACACCCUGCGUGGGUGACCACAGCAGAUCUAGUAAAUAAUUGUUCAUUAGUUAAAAACAUAUUCAUUUUAGCAGGGCAAAGCAACAUUUCAGGCCGAGGCGGCGUGAUUAAUCACUCACUCCACCCCCUCAAUCAGUCGUGGGAUGGUGUCAUCCCACGACAAUGCGAGUCCAAUCCAUCAAUCCUCCGAUUAAGCGGAGGACUAAGAUGGGUUGAGGCUCAAGAACCACUUCACAAAGACAUAGAUGUGAACAACACUGUUGGGGUUGGUCCAGGGAUGCCAUUUGCCAAUACAGUAUUGAAAAAAGAUCCAAGUAUUGGAGUGAUUGGGCUUGUUCCUUGUGCAGUUGGGGGAACGACUAUUACUGAAUGGGCUCCUGGUGGAUUCCUUUACAAGCAGAUGAUUAAGAGGACUAAGGUUGCUACUCGAUGUGGUGGAACGAUCAGGGCGAUGUUGUGGUACCAAGGUGAGAGUGAUACAACAACACUUGAGGAUGCUAAAAUGUAUAAGGUCAGAUUGGAGAGAUUCUUCAAGCAUGUGCGAAAUGAUCUGGAGUUGCCUAAUCUCCAAGUGAUUCAGGUGGGAAUUGCAACAGCACUAGGCCCAUACAUGGAGUUGGUCAGGAAAGCCCAGCAAGAAAUCAAUAUUGGGACUGUGAAAUAUGUGGAUGCCAAAGGGUUGCAGAUUGGACCAGACUACACACACCUUACAACUUCUGCACAAGUUCAGCUUGGACAGAUGCUGGCUGAUGCCUUCCUUCGCAAUUAGACAAAUAGCCUAAUUUCAGAGUCUGCAAAGAUUUUGGUUGAAAAAUGCAACUAUUUCAGAAGAAAUUGGAGGGAUAGAAAAAUGUUGUUACUCUUAUCUCACAUUUUCUACCCUCAUGUAACAAUAUUAAAAAGAGUAAACAACUUCAUUUACAUGGUCUACAAAUUUCACGCAGAGUCUAUGCUUAUUGUUUUCGUUCGUUCUCGAAACGAAUUAUUAGAUAAUUGUUUUAUCUCAUGCUAUUUCAUUGA
Molecule: messenger RNA, 1170 nt
Organism: Lycium ferocissimum
Lineage: Eukaryota; Viridiplantae; Streptophyta; Magnoliopsida; Solanales; Solanaceae
Product: probable carbohydrate esterase At4g34215
Exons: 2
Coding region: 101-919 (272 amino acids)
Source: RefSeq, a predicted model, not a curated record